AUGACUGCCAGAAAAGCCUCUUCUUCCUCUAAGAAAGAUUCUUAUGAUCACCCAAAGUACACUGACAUGGUUCUUGAAGCCAUUAUUCAAUUGAGAAAGAGAAAUGGUGCCAGUUUACCAGCUAUUAAGAAGUACAUGGAAGAAAAGUAUGAACUUCCAGAAACCUACAAUACUCACUUGAAGUUAGCCAUCAAAAAGUUGGUCGAAUCUGAAAAGUUGGUCAAGGUCAAGGGUUCUUACAAGGUUGAAGCUGAUUACAAGAAGUCUUACAUGAAGGAAAAUAAGAUUGUCCUCGAAAAGAAGGAAAGUGAUGAUGAAGAUGAAAAGGAAGAUAAGAAGGACAAGAAAUCCAAGAAAUCGAAGAAGGAAGAAUCCGAUGAAUCAUCUAAGAAGAAGAAGAAGAUAAAAAGAAGAAGUCUACCAAGAAGACCGAAAAGAAAAAGUCCAAGAAGGAUGAAAAGACUGCUCCAAGAGUUUCCAAGCCAAAGAAGACUACCAAGAAGAACUUGA
Naegleria gruberi is the source of this 510-nucleotide messenger RNA. RefSeq lists its product as uncharacterized. The coding region runs from base 1 to 510 and encodes 169 amino acids. Lineage: Eukaryota; Heterolobosea; Eutetramitea; Acrasida; Naegleriidae. The record is from RefSeq and is a predicted model, not a curated record. The transcript has a single exon. Gene Ontology annotation, cellular component: nucleosome; nucleus. Gene Ontology annotation, biological process: negative regulation of DNA recombination; nucleosome assembly; chromosome condensation. Gene Ontology annotation, molecular function: nucleosomal DNA binding; structural constituent of chromatin; double-stranded DNA binding.